Molecule: messenger RNA, 489 nt
Organism: Protopolystoma xenopodis
Lineage: Eukaryota; Metazoa; Platyhelminthes; Monogenea; Polystomatidea; Polystomatidae
Source: the annotation of a GenBank genome assembly
AUGCCCUACGGGCUUGAUCGCACUGAAGCUUCAGACAAUGAGGAGACAUUGGACCUUGAACUUGAAGGUUUUUCCCCUGAUCCUCCCGACAAGGCUGGGAUAGGCCAACUCCUCUUUCAACUAUUUCCUGAUUCCUCAGGUGUUAAUAUUGAUAAUUUGUCAGAUUAUAUAAUUGCGAAUAAUACAAUUGGUACGGUGGUCAAAAAUCAUACUGAGGAUGGUAGUGCUGAAGAAGAUGACGAUGAUAUUGUAUUUGCUCUCACUACUGUCGUCGAUCUUUCUCCACAACAAUGUAAACGCUGGAUCGCUGGCAGCCAAAUCAAGAAUUUCGCUAAGAAGAUAAUAAAUAAUUGCUCAAAUUCCAAUUUUGCUGACAACAAAGUUGAAUUAAAUGAGAUAUUAUCAGAUUCUGGAUCGAUUCGGCCCUACUUACUAAUCAAUGAGCGACUUACUCCUCUUCCUCCAAAAGUCUGCUCUAGUUCCCUUACU